AGGCUGUAGAAAUGAUCGUGUUAAAAUCGUUACAAUCCGUAAAUUAAGUGAUAUUUUAUUGCCAUGCCUGUGGAGCGUAUAUGUAUUGAAUUUUGUUUAGUAAAGUUUGGGGGAAAUCCAUGUUGUACAAUAACAUGAUCUUAGAUAUCUGUUGCAAAGUUAUAUUUUCGAUGCAGUCAAGGCUGGCGGAGUAUUCCUCACCGAACAGAGCUAGCAUGCAUCAUGGUGCGUAUGAACGUACUCGCUGACGCCCUUAAAUGUAUUAAUAAUGCAGAGAAAAGGGGCAAACGCCAGGUUCUUAUUAGGCCUUGCUCCAAAGUGAUUGUUAGAUUUUUGACUGUGAUGAUGAAGCACGGCUAUAUCGGUGAAUUUGAAAUAAUCGAUGAUCAUAGAGCUGGUAAAAUUGUUGUCAAUCUCACAGGCAGGCUGAACAAGUGUGGUGUUAUCAGCCCCAGAUUUGACGUGCAGCUGAGAGAUUUAGAGAAAUGGCAGAACAACUUGUUGCCUUCUCGACAGUUUGGGUAUAUAGUGCUGACAACAUCUGCUGGCAUCAUGGACCAUGAAGAAGCUAGACGCAAACACACAGGAGGCAAGAUCCUGGGAUUCUUUUUCUAAAGUUGAAAAUGCAAAUAAACUAUAUAAAAAUGGA
Messenger RNA from Protopterus annectens (West African lungfish), 649 nucleotides. It is a transcript of the gene RPS15A, whose product is annotated as ribosomal protein S15a. Gene Ontology annotation, cellular component: cytosolic small ribosomal subunit; ribosome. Gene Ontology annotation, molecular function: structural constituent of ribosome. The transcript has 5 exons. Gene Ontology annotation, biological process: translation. The coding region runs from base 223 to 615 and encodes 130 amino acids. NCBI's taxonomy places the organism in Eukaryota, Metazoa, Chordata, Ceratodontiformes, Protopteridae. The record is from RefSeq and is a predicted model, not a curated record.